CAGCUCAGCCAAAGCAAGCGGUCAUUUCCUUGAGACCGCACUCUCGAAGGAGGAAGUUUCAGUUUUACUGUAGGUUAACCUCUCUGUGAAACAUACGCGCUUAGCAUUCUCUUCAGUGACAGCAAAUUUCAGGGCAAUAAAUAAUAUGAUGUACUGAUAUUUACAUUAUGGUAAUACCCUGCAGUUAUAAAGCUCCAACAGCUUCACUGCCUGUCUUACAGUGACUUACAGUAAAAAACAUUCUCCUCCCUUGACUGACAUGAGUGGUCACUUCGGAGAUUUAAGCCCACUUCAAGAAAAGGCAUUGAAUGAGCUAAAAGAAGCUGUAGCAGAUGUCCAUCAACCUCAUUAUGAUGAUUAUUACUAUCUGCGGUGGCUUAGAGCCAGAGAAUUUAAUCCUGUCAAAGCUGAAGCUAUGAUGAGGAAAAAUCUGAUGUUUCGGAAGGCAAUAGGAGCUGAUACUAUUCUGACUGAUUAUAAACCUCCUGAGCUGAUUGAUAAAUAUUACCCAAGAGGAUACAUCGGCCCUGAUAAAGAUGGAUGUCCUGUACGUGUCAUGCCAUUUACGAAUCUCGAUCUGCGAGGAUUUGUAUAUUCUGUGCAGAAAUCUGAGAUACUUAGAUUUUUAACCUACCUUUUCGAACAAGAUAUAAAAGAGAUGGAAGAGAUGAGCAAGAAAACUGGAAAAGUUAUUGAGAAGCAUUCGUAUAUUGUUGAUGUGGAUGGUUACACCUUUCGACAGGCCACAAAUAGAGAUGCUCUGAACAUGCUGAACGAAGUUUUAAAGCUCUAUGAAGCAAAUUACCCAGAAAGAAUGAAAACAACUUAUUUUAUCAAUGUUCCAACAUAUUUCAACAUCGUUCUUAACCUGUCGAAACCAUUUCUCUCCGAGGCGACUCUGAAGAAAUUCAGGCUCUUUGGAAAAGAUUAUAAAAAAGCUCUCUUAGUUGAUAUUGAUGCUGAUGUAUUGCCAAAAUUUUUUGGUGGUAACCGAACAGACCCAGAUGGAAAUCCACGGUGUGAAAGCAUUAUCAAUUUUGGAGGAAUGAUCCCACCUGAAUGUUAUGCGCUUCAACAGUCUGUUAAACCCCUUGAAGAAGAAGAAGGUGUAACAUGCAUUAAAGUACCUCGCCAGUCAUAUCGUUUUGUUGAGAUCCAUGUUCCAGACUUCAACUGCAAAGUCGAAUGGAUCUUUGAGACUCCAACCAAAGACAUCGCAAUUGGAUUUUAUCGUAAGAGAGAAAAUGAUAGUUCUGUAACUUACGAUGAACUCUUGCCAAUGGAGCGAGUAUUCUGUCACCUAGUGCCCGAAUCUGGAACCUUUCUAUGUGAUGCUCCUGGCACUUAUGCCUUGAAGUUUGACAACAGUUAUAGCUGGAUGUCAUCAAAAAAAGUGUUUUACAAGAUCAAAAUUAGUUCGGCUACUGAAAAUGAUAUUUGUGGCUAAUUUGAAUGCUGUAUUAGAUAAAAUAUCUUUAUUAUACUGUAUUUUCUUGUGCUGUAUUAUUGUAAAUUAUUUUCUAAUUGUGGGAAUUAUUUAGUUUUUACAGUAUUUAUUACAUAGAGGGAGAAUUUUCUUCAAAAGGACGAAAUAAAAGAAAACAACAACAAAAAAAAAAAAAAAAAUUCUUAAAAAGGACAUAAAUUCAUCUGAAGAACAAAAUGCAGUUGCUUCUAUGCUUUUGAAGACAACUGUGUGAUUUCACAUUCUUAUUUCGUGUUGUAUAUCAUUUAUUCAUUAUUGUUGCAUGUUGCAUGCUGCUGUCACCUUUUGUGCCGUUUCGUACAGUAGUAAUGGAUAACUUAUUAUUGGUAUAAACUACAAUUCCGUUGCAUCAAAUUUAUAAUACUUAAAUUUAAUAGCAUUGAUUAAUGUUUGGACACAUGGUUUCGCCUUUUACAUGAUUUUAAAAAACAGAUUGGGAAAGUUUGUCUUAAUCAUUCUAAUCUAAAUACUUUUCACUCACUAAAUAAAAUUUAAAACUUCUUUCGACUGGAAAAGUACAUUUUAAUACAUCUUGCGUGGUUAAAUUGAGAUCUAACAUUAUAGUUCGGUUGAAAAACAAUCUAUUGACAUAUUUAAGAUGAAUAUUCGAAACUAAAACUUCACCUCUCCCAAACUGAUUUGUUUGGGAAUAUUUUUCAUGUGAUUGUGGUUUCUAAUUUAGAUGCUUCGUGAAUUUGCCAACCGCAAUUUGGUAAUGUUUUCUUCUUCAUGUCUAUGGUCACUUUUAUUGUGUUUAUUGACAGUGUAGAGGAUUUUCAUCCUGUUAUUUAACAAAAGCAAAUAAAAUAAAAAAUUUUCAUUGCAUAAAA
Messenger RNA from Stegodyphus dumicola, 2316 nucleotides. Its product is annotated as SEC14-like protein 2. The record is from RefSeq and is a predicted model, not a curated record. Gene Ontology annotation, cellular component: cytoplasm. NCBI's taxonomy places the organism in Eukaryota, Metazoa, Arthropoda, Arachnida, Araneae, Eresidae.